Molecule: messenger RNA, 1345 nt
Organism: Oryzias melastigma (Indian medaka)
Lineage: Eukaryota; Metazoa; Chordata; Actinopteri; Beloniformes; Adrianichthyidae
Gene: kcne4
Product: potassium voltage-gated channel, Isk-related family, member 4
Exons: 1
Coding region: 146-649 (167 amino acids)
Biological process (GO): potassium ion export across plasma membrane; membrane repolarization during action potential; negative regulation of delayed rectifier potassium channel activity
Cellular component (GO): membrane
Molecular function (GO): voltage-gated potassium channel activity involved in ventricular cardiac muscle cell action potential repolarization; delayed rectifier potassium channel activity; transmembrane transporter binding
Source: RefSeq, a predicted model, not a curated record
UUGGAUACUUUGGUUAAACGUUAUCCUUUGUGCGUAAAGCGUGCGUAAAGGCGCACUUUUUAGUACUUUUUGUCCACGUUAAUAAAGUUUUCUUGACUUUUUUGAAAUAAACUUGUUUUGUUUAUUUCUUCAAAGACUUUAGAACAUGGAGAACUUGGAAAACUCCACGCCAUCACUCAAGCGCGUGACCCCUCAGACCCAAAGCACCGCGGGAUCCCAGGCAGCCAACGCGGAUGGAAACGCAUACCUCUACAUUUUAAUCGUCAUGAGUUUUUAUGCCGUCUUUCUGUGCGGCAUCAUGCUAGGUUACUUCCGCUCAAAGAGAAGGGAGAAAAGGAGGGUCAACAUCUUCACGCGCCUCGUGCACGAGGAGCAGCAGAGGGAGUGGGGCACGCUGCCCAAAAAGCACAGCCUCACCUUCGCGGCCACAGCCGCGGGGCUGUCCCUCCCCUUCUGCGGUAACCAUGGCAACCACUUCGGACUCCGCCGCCACGAGGGCUCGUCGGCAUCUGCGCUGGCGUGCGCGCUGUGCGCGGAGCAGAGCAGCAUCAGCUCGCUGUGCUCCUCCGCGGAAACGCGCAUCGCCAUCGAGGAGGAGUCGGACGGGGAGCACCCCAAGGGCGGAUCGGAGCACAGCGACUCCGGCUGAUCCUGACGCCCGGAUGAUGACGGGAAACCAGCGCAAACAUGACUGGAGGAGGGAGGACAGACAUGCAGCCCCGUGUCUGCGUAAAAAUCAUCUGUAUAAACCUGAAAAUGAAAGUGGUGGAACCACAACUGAUGUGAAUCAUGUCAGAUCUUCACUUUGCAUCAGUAAGAAAGAUGUCUGCAUGCGUUGUUUGCUGCUCUUUAUAGUUAUUUUAUAGUUUAACUUAUUUCAGACUAAAGGCAGCAUAAAAACCACACAUCACAUUUUAGGUUUUAACUUGUAAAUAUUAGAAGAAUCUUUUGUUUUUAGAGCAAUCCAUUUAUCCUGACAUAAUGUAGUGAUACGCAUGAGUUUGCUUAUUUUUGUGGUGACCCCUCCCUCCCUGCCCGCCCGCCUGCCUGCCUGCCCGAGCCCCCUCCUGCAUGGCUGCUUUGGCCUGAUGACUCAUCCUGCAGGGGACUCAUCAUAAAAUUGGCUGCUUGAGCUUUCUACUCUCUGAACCCGCUCUCACUCCAACCGUACCUGGAACCCACUUGAAACCUUGUCUGUAGAGCAUCUUGUUGCAGCUUCACGAUGGAUGCUCACUUGAUGACAGAGAUGAUGCACUGUAGGCGAAACCUUUGUGUGUUUGCCACCAUGCCAUGUUUGAUUUUAAGUUACAGAAAAACAAUAAAAACAGCUAUCAAGCUUCCCUGA